AUGGUAAUGGUGACGGUGGCGGUAACGGUGAUGGUGACAAUAAUAAUGAUGGUGACGCUAACGGUAACGGUGAUGGUCACAGUAACGAUGACGGUAACAGUGACGAAAACGAUGAUGGUAUCAAUGAAGGUGACGGUGACGCGUAAAGAUGACGAUGACGAUAACGGUAACAAUGACAGUAACGGUGAUAGUGACGGUAGCGGUAACGAUCACGAUCACGAUGACGGUAACAAUAAUGAUAACGAUAAUAGAAAGAGUAAUGGUAAUAGUAACGGUAACGGUGACGAUAACGGUAACGGUAUCAAUGACGAUAAGCCUGAUGGUAACGGUGACAGUGAUAAUGAUGGUAAUAGUGACGAUAACAGUAACGGUAAUGGUGACGGUAGCUGUAACGUUAACAGUAACGGUGACGGUAGCUGUAAUGGUGACAGUAACGGUUACGGUGACGGUAACGAUAAGGGUAACGGUGAUAUUAACAGUAAUGAUAAUGGUGAUAGUAGCCGUAAUGGUGACUUUGACAUUAAUAGUGACGUUAAGUGA
Messenger RNA from Vitis riparia (riverbank grape), 540 nucleotides. RefSeq names its product N66 matrix protein-like. The coding region runs from base 1 to 540 and encodes 179 amino acids. The transcript is spliced from 2 exons. The record is from RefSeq and is a predicted model, not a curated record. Lineage: Eukaryota; Viridiplantae; Streptophyta; Magnoliopsida; Vitales; Vitaceae.